UGUGCGUCCUCUGUCCACCGAGAAUGCAAAACGAAAACUGUGGAUUGAGCGAAGCACCGUUGAUCGAUCCAUCCGUUGCUUGCACCCUCCGACAAAAUUCGCACUUCACGGUACGAGAAGGWAUUGUAUCACACGGCAGUCAUUGCUCUGGUUUCUUAACAUAGUUUGUUGGAACUAACGAAAGCAAAAUACACAUUUGUGCUGAGUUGAGAAAAAACAACAACACGGAAAGUUGCUGUAAACCAGCAGUUAAUUCCUCUCCGCGUUGACUUCCUCUCUGAACACCAUCCAUCGCACGAUAGAGAAACGCUCUAAACAAAUCAUCAUGUCGCAACCCUACAAGGCCUCUGCCGAGGACGUCUUGAAGGAAUAUGGGGUUUCCCUCGACCAAGGUCUUUCUGAAGCCCAGGUUUUGGAGCUCCGAAAGAAAUACGGAACCAACGAACUCGAACACGAGGAGAAGACCCCGCUUUGGCAAUUGGUCUUGGAACAAUUCGAUGACAAGCUCGUCCAGAUUCUCCUGGGAGCUGCCUUGCUUUCGUUCGUCUUGGCUUUCUUCGAAGAGGUCGAUCACUGGGUAGAAGCCUUUGUCGAACCGGCAGUGAUUUUGUUGAUUCUCAUCAUCAAUGCCAUUGUCGGUGUCUGGCAAGAGUCCAACGCCGAGAACGCCCUCGAGGCCCUCAAAAAGAUGCAGUCCCUGCACACCCCCUGCCUGCGGGACGGAGUCUGGCAGGACGAACUUCCCACCGAAGAAUUGGUCCCUGGAGACAUUGUCAAGAUCAGCGUGGGAGACCGGGCUCCGGCAGACGUCCGUCUCUGCAAGCUCCUUACGGCCACUCUGCGCAGCGAUGAAGGUGCUCUGACCGGCGAGUCCGAGACGGUCCUCAAGACCACUGAUUCCAUUUCCAGUGGAGAAAAGAUCUCUGACCAAAAGAACAUGGUCUUUGCGGGAACUACCAUUAGCGGAGGAAAGGCAAUUGGAGUCGUUACCUCCACGGGAAUGACCACGGAAAUCGGAAAGAUCCAGUCUGCCGUCACGGAGGCUUCGGAAGAUGCCGAGAAGACCCCCCUCAACCAGAAACUCGACGAGUUUGGAGAUUUGCUCACGCAAGUCAUCACCGGCAUUUGCGUCUUGGUAUGGAUUAUGAAUUUCAACCAGUUUUUCGAUCCUGUCUUUGGUGGUGUCUUCAAGGGAUGCAUCUAUUAUCUCAAGAUUGCCGUUGCUUUGGGAGUAGCUGCCAUUCCCGAGGGACUUCCCGCCGUCAUCACUCUGUGUCUGGCGCUAGGUACCAAGAAGAUGGUCAAGCGCAACGCGAUUGUAAGAAAACUGCCAUCCGUUGAAACUCUUGGUUGCUGUACCGUCAUCUGUUCGGACAAGACUGGUACCCUUACCACCAACCAAAUGGUUGUAGAGGCAUUGGUCGUUCCCGACGCCCAGGAGGGAGACCUCCAGGAAUUCUCCGUGACGGGAACCGGAUACGCCCCCACGGACGGAGUUG
Pseudo-nitzschia multistriata is the source of this 1499-nucleotide messenger RNA. The record is from the annotation of a GenBank genome assembly. Lineage: Eukaryota; Bacillariophyta; Bacillariophyceae; Bacillariales; Bacillariaceae.